GGCGGCGGGCGGCGAAUGGCGGCGGCUCCGACGCGGAAGGAGCCGGGAGCGGCUGCCGCUCCUUGCGCCACGCUCUGAGCCCGGUGCCGGCCGGGAUGACGGGCGGCGGAGCCCCGCGGGGGACGCGACGCUGAGCGGCGGCUCGGCCGUGUUUUGAUCUGCUUUCCCAAGUGCUUGUGGUGUGGCUGGGGCCAACAUUUAACAAUGAGUGGUGCAGCGCUGGGCUUCGAGAUAGUGUUUGUCUUUUUCCUGGCCUUAUUCCUACUUCACCGGUAUGGAGACUUCAAGAAACAGCACAGGCUGGUGAUCAUAGCAACAUUAUUGGCUUGGUAUCUCUGCAUCCUGAUUGUGUUCAUACUGCCUCUGGAUGUCAGUACGACUAUCUACAAUCGAUGCAAGCUUGCGGUUAACUCCAGUCCUGCAGAAAGUAAUGGCUCUUAUGUUACUCUUGCUCCAAGCAAACAAAAAUGUUUCAAACCCUGGAGUUAUAUUCCUGAUGGAAUUAUGCCAAUUUUCUGGCGUGUUGUGUAUUGGACAUCUCAGUUUUUAACAUGGAUUCUGCUACCUUUUAUGCAGUCAUAUGCUAGAUCAGGAGGGUUCUCCAUCACUGGAAAGAUUAAAACUGCUCUGAUUGAGAAUGCCAUCUAUUAUGGCACUUACUUGCUGAUUUUUGGAGCGUUUCUAAUAUAUGUGGCUGUAAACCCAAACUUCAAUUUACAAUGGAACCAGCUUCAGACUAUUGGAAUAGCUGCUGCAAACACAUGGGGUCUGUUCCUUCUUGUGUUGCUUUUGGGCUAUGGUUUGGUGGAAAUCCCUCGUUCUCACUGGAAUGGGGCCAAGAGGGGUUAUCUGCUCAUGAAGACUUACUUCAAAGCUGCCAAACUGAUGACUGAAAAAGCAGAUGCAGAGGAGAAUUUAGAGGAUAUUAUGGAGGAAGUCCGUAAAGUAAGUGAGAGUAUCAAAUAUAACCACCCCUUGAGGAAAUGUGUUGAUACUAUACUGAAAAAGUGCCCUACUGAGUACCAGGAAAGAAUGGGUAGAAACAUGGAUGAUUAUGAAGAUUUUGAUGAAAGACAGAACAGUUAUCCCAGUGAAAAAAGUUUGGCCAAACUUCACAAGCAGGUAAUCUAUUCAGUGCAGAGGCAUCGUCGUACACAGGUCCAGUGGCAAAUUCUUUUAGAGCAAGCAUUUUACCUGGAAGAUGUGGCAAAAAAUGAAAGCAGUGCAACUCGACAGUUUGUUCAUACCUUUCAUUCCCAGGAACCAGAAAAUAAAAUUAUUCAGUACUUCUAUACACCAACGGUUGAGUGGUACUGGGAGUGCCUUCUUCGACCAUGGUUUUACAGAGUGCUUGCAGUUGUGCUGGCCACGUUCUCUGUAAUUGUUGUGUGGUCAGAGUGCACAUUCUUCAGCACAAAACCAGUUCUGUCGCUAUUUGCGGUUUUCAUACAGCUGGCAGAAAAGACAUAUAAUUAUAUAUACAUAGAGAUGGCCUGUUUUCUUACCAUAUUUUUCUUAAGUAUCUGUGUUUACUCUACUGUCUUCAGGAUCCGUGUAUUUAACUAUUACUACUUAGCUUCACAUCAUCAGACAGAUGCAUACAGUCUCCUUUUCAGUGGCAUGUUAUUUUGCCGUCUUACUCCACCAUUGUGCUUGAACUUUCUGGGCUUGACCCAUAUGGAUGCAACAAUCUCUCACAAGAACACUCAGCCAACUGCUUAUACAUCUAUAAUGGGAUCCAUGAGAGUGCUGUCCUUCAUUGCAGAUGGAUUCUAUAUCUACUACCCGAUGCUUGUUGUCAUUCUCUGUAUUGCUACGUACUUCAGUUUAGGAACUCGUUGUUUGAAUCUUUUGGGAUUCCAGCAGUUCAUGGGUGAUAGCGAAAUGACCUCGGAUUUGAUUGAUGAAGGAAAAGAGCUAAUCAGAAGAGAGAAAAGGAAACGACAGAGGCAGGAAGAAGGUGAAAGCAGAAGAAGGGAAUGGAAGGAGAGGUAUGGAAAUAGAGAGGAUUCUACCAGAAGCAGAGCUGUCCACACAGAUCAGAAAGAAUCUAGCUUCUCAGAGACCAAUGCCAAUAGACCACUAUCAAAGUAUACCCGUUCAAAUGGUAGGACUGAAAGAGAUAGAAUAGAACUCCUCCAGGAUGCAGAACCUUUGGAUUUUAAUGCAGACUCUGUUAAUGAUGACCCCCUUGAAUCGGACUCAGGAAGGUACCAGCCUGGUGGAAGAUACCUGUCAAUGUCUCGAAGCAAAAUAUUUGAUGAUGUCUAAGCUCAUGAAAGCUAAAGAAAAUUCAGUGGAAAUCUAGCUCCUACUCAUUGCUUGGAAAAUUCUGCAUUUGCAAUAUGUCACUGAACUGUCAAAGACUCUUAAAAAAAAAAAACAUGAAGGAACAACUCUUUUGGGAAUGCACGUGUAUGAUAACUUCACCUCUAGUGAUAGGAAUAUGCUUCUGCUGUUGUAGAUACUGUUGUGCAUCAGUGUGGGCUUUUGUGUCAUGACCAAAAGGAGAAAACUAUUUAAAGUUAAUAGAUGAUAAACUCACUAAUAUACCUAGGGCUCAACUUGAGUAACAGUCUAAGUUUGGGGAACAGAUUUUCUGGAAUUUUUUAUUUUGUAUUUUAACCAAUGCUGUGAGAGCAUAUUGAUGCAUCCAAAGUGCAGUUAUAUCAACUAUGCUUUUGCUGACAAAGUUUGGGCUGUAAAAUCAUAGUCACAGAAUGGUUUGGGUUGGAAGGAUCCUUAAGGAUCAUCUAAUUUCAAGCCCCUCUGCCAUGGCAGGGACACCUUCUAGUGCUGCUCAGCCCUCCAUCCAGCCUGGCCUUGAACACACCCAGGGAUGGGACCCACAAGUUCUGUGUGGCAGCCUGUGCCAGUGCCUCACCACCCAUACAGUAAAGAGUUUCUUUACAUAUCUAAUCUAAAUCUGUCUUCCUCAAAUUUUCAGCCAUUUCCCCUUGUACUGUCACUACACUUCCUGGCAUAGAGUCUCUCUCCAGCUUCCCUUUAGGCACCUUCACACACUGGAGAGUUUUUCCUGUGAGGUCUCCACACAACAUUCUCUUCACCAGGCUGAAAAGCCCCAACUUUUUCAGCUGAUCUUCACUGAGGGAGGUUCUCCAGUCCUCUCACCAACCUGGUGGCCUCCUCUGUGCUGGCUCCAGCAGGUCCCUGUGGUUCCUGUGCUGGGAGCCCAGGGCUGCAUGCAGUGCUCCAGGUGGGUCUCAGCAGAGCAGAGCAGAGGGGCAGAAUCCCCUCCCUGCCCUGCUGCCCACGGGCUCUGGGUGCAGCCCAGGACACGUUUGGCUCUCUGGGCUGGGAGUGCCAUGGCUGGGCCAUGUGCAGCCUCUCACCCACAGCACCCCCAAGCCCUUCUGGGCACGGCUGCUCUGGGGCUGCUCAUGCCCAGCCUGUAAGCUGUGCCUGGGAUUGCAAUGACGCAGGUAUAAGACCUUGCCCUUGCUUUGUACAGACACAUCUCUCAAGCCUGUCCAGGUCCUUCUGGAUGGCUUCCCUUCCCUCCACUAUCAACUGCACCGCACAGCUUGGUGUCCCCAGAUAGCCCUUGAGGUUCCUUCCAUCCUGGUACUCUGUGAUUCCAUGAAAUUUUUGGUAUAAAUUUUGGAGCGAUGUGUGGUGGUCAGAAAAGGCUGUAUUUUUUCUUUUCCAACAUUACAAGCAGAUACAUGAUUUUAGCAUGUGUAAAUAAUUGAAAUUGAAUAUGGACCUGAGUGUCACUGUCAUAUGAGCAUAUGUGCAAUAGCAGGAAUACAUUAUUGAAGAUACAAUGUCUGCUUACGGUCUUUACAGAUGUAAUGAUUCAAAAUCAUGGCACUACUGUUUUUGUAACUGUAAAAGAAAUAUACUAUGAAGAUGGAGUUAAAUACUGAAACAUGAUAAUUUGCACGAACCUAAGGCACGGUUUCAAACUCUAGACUAUUUCUUUAAAAGAAGGGAAAUACAUAGCAUGACUAGGUAAUGGUAAACACUUUUUAUAUCCUAAAUACCCUGGUUGCAUUAUGUAUAUCAGUUUUUAAGGUGCCUGUAUUUUGCAGUAGGUUGUUGCAAAAAGAAUAAUACUUUGCCAUUCAAAAAUGCCAAUUAUGAACAGUGUAAAAAAGCUUCACAUUAAUUUCAUUAGUGUAGGCAUAUUUUUAAACCAUAGUUAGUUGUAUGAAUUUUCAAAUAUAAUCAUAAGGUAAAAGAUGUGGUCAAAUUCAUGAUAACUUUGAAAAUUUGAAUAAUUUAAAGCAUUUUGGUUUUUGUCUGAAAUCUUUGCCACUUGGGAGCUUCCUUAUGUGCUUUUUGCAAAAUUAUGUUGAAAACUAAAAGAGAACAUGUUUUUAUCAUACAUUCUUUAUCAUGCUUAAAAAACACAUCUUUAAAGCAGCUAGGAAUGAAUUAUUCUGAAAAGUAAGUUUUCAUGAAUGAGAUAUUCUAGUAAUUUUUAACAAUAGUCUGUGUUUUCUCAAGUAAUUGUUAAUGGGGAUCUAACUCUACCUCCUGUGAUUUUAGUAUAUGUGUUGUAACAGUAGUGGUAUUUGUAAUACAUUGAUCUGCCUGUUUUGAAACACUGAAUUGUUACUAUGAAGGAGAAAAAAAAUCUUUAUUUGUAUAGAAAUAAUUAUAUUAAUAAAUUAGCAGACAUACAAUAAUUGUCAGUUUUGUUCUUAGGUGAAUACAGUGAAUGUCAGCCAUGGCCACAGGCAUUCAAGCUCAUGCAAUUUCCAGACUACUCAUAUGAGGUCACUUUUUAGUUUGAGUACUCUGUGUUUGUAAAAGCUUGUUCCAAGUCUUAGGCUUGAAUCUUAUCAGGGACUGGAAGUUGAGAAGAUGAGUCUCUCUUUAUUCAGAUAUUUCUUUAGGAAUUCUAUGGUAGCACCUAUUUAAUUUAUUUUUGAACUACUUAGUAGUACUAUCUUGAAUUCAUCCUUAUAUGAAAGGCAUUGUAUACGUUCUUGGGCACUCAUCCAUAUGACUGUUCUUAGACUCUAUAUUUCUGUUUUAAAAAUUUAUAUCGGCAGUUUAUUUAUGAAAACCUGUGGCAGAAAUAAAAUUCAAACUCUUUAUAUAACUCUUGAGAUGUCACUUCAAAGGGAUCUCAUCAGAGCCAGUAGAAAAGCUAUUACAAGGAGCUUCUGUUUUCUGAAAAUCUGUGAAAUAACUUUACCUCCUCCCUGGUGACCAGAUAAUGGGAUUGAGCCUUCUUGGGGCCUGUUUUUUCCCCUCUCAGUGAAAUGGCUGCAAACAGAAUUUUCAGAGGAAACAUGGUCAAGGUUUUAUAUAAAACAGGUAACUAGUCCCUAGUGCAUAUUUCAUUGGAAUACAGUAAUUUGAAGAGUUGACUGUAUAAAUUAAUGGCAGUUGGAUUUCAGAUUCUAACAUAGACAUUCCGCGCUGAACGUUUUUGACGUUGGCAGUGCAGUAAGAGAGAACCAGUGGCUGCUUUUUGAGCUCUGAAAAGCUGUAAAGAAUUCUCUGCAUCAUGCUUGGCAAUGCCUGGUGUCACAUCCUCUCUGGAUGCUGUUUGGUUAAACAGGGAGUUGAUAAGUGAAGUCAGGUUUCCUCUACUGUAUGUAUUGCUGACCAGGAGUUAUCCAGGCUCCAAUUACAUGCAAUUUAUUGCCUAAUUUAAAGUAUGUUUUGAAAACUCACUAUGGGUUCAUAUGACUGAAUCUGGAAUAUUUUCAAUAAAGAAAUAAUCAUGUACAACUAUAGAAGAAUAAUAUUUUCUGUUCACUUAAGCUAGUUUCAAACAAAUUUGGUUACUGCUAUAGUACAAAUAAUGCUGAACUUGGCUGGGGGCUGUGUCCCUAAGGAUUUACCCCUCUCCAGAGAGCUGUGGAUGCCCUAUCCCUGGAAAUGUUCAAGCCCAGGCUGGACAUGGUUCUGAGCACCCAGUUCUAGUUGAAGAUGUGCUGGCUAACCAGGAGGGCUGGACUAGGUGGCCUUUACAGAUCCCUUGCAACCCAAACUGUUCUGGGUUUCCUUGGUGCUUCUCAGACAGAUUUUGGCAACUCUUGAUGGGUUCUUUCCUGCUACAGCUCCAGUCCUAGUAGCCCUACAGCUAAACGAAUUUAAAAUUAGCUUUGAUGUGUUUAAGCAGUGACUGUAUUCUAGACUAACAGUGUUCCUGCAUCACUUCUGAUGCUACAGAUUAGGUGAUUUAAAUACAAUUCCCUUGCAAACUGUGCUGUUGGAAACUCAGUGUUAACGUAUUUUUCAGUCAGUGUAUUUAUAGAGUCAUAUUUAUUUGCUGCUAAAGAAUGUAAAUUUUAUAUAUCUUUAUUGUUUCACUUCCUGAAUUACUGAGCAGUUAGUGUAUACUUCUUGCCAUCAUUUCUGCAGUUUUCUCUCUAUCAGUGAACACCAAAAAAAGCCCCAAAACACCAAAAAUCCCACCCAAGUUAAGUACAAAUAUUUGAAUGUCUUCCUGUCAAAGAUUUAAAUGAGUGAAAAUAAUGUGUGCAAGUCACAAUGGACUUCAAAAAGCAGUGUGAAAACAGUACCUAUUCAGUGUUGGAGUUCUUAAAAAGUAUGGAUAGGCAAAAAGCUGUAGUCAAACUUAUUACUCCUACUAGAUUUGGAGUUCUCUUUUUCUUAAUACGUAUUUUGAUAUGUAUAUUGGGAUAUAUGUGCCCUACUGAGCUAAGGAGGGGUGCAUCUCUCAGCUGUGAAGUGAGGCAGUGUUUAUGAGGGAAGGUAAAAGAUAAUGUAACUUCUAAUCUGUGCUUAUAGUGAUAGUUUGCUUUGGGCAAAGGACGACAUAGCUUGUUAUUUAACUACAGUAAAGUGUUAAGAAAAAAAGAAACUUUAUGCUUCUAUAAAUUACACUACUGGAAGAAUCAUGGUAUGUAAUGUGACUUCAUUUUGCAAUCAAGCACUUGUAAAGCAGUCAUUAACAGUGUUAACAGGAAUGGUAGAAAGCUGCUGUCUUUUCAAUAUUUUUUCGUGCUAUUGUAAAAUAAAAUGAACAAUGAUUUUUACAUAGGAAGUAUUAAAAAUUAUUACUAUGGUUUUCUAUAAUUAUGGUAAUUUGUAUUUUAUUAAAUUUGUCUUGGAAAACUGUAAAUACUAUGUGAAAAAUACUAUAUUUAGUUUCAGUUUUCAUUAUUGCUUUAAUUACUUGAAAUCUGAGGGGCAUUCAUAAUACCAAAUAGAGAACACUUUAUGAAGGAAAACUUUUUAUGAAGCUUCUUAAAAAAAUCUGAAUGGUUCAUUAUAGAGAUAUAGGUGCAUCUUAAUUAUUAACAAUAACAUUACUAAGGGGAUAUAUCGUGUCCUAGCUUUUUAAUUUUUCUUUGAAAUUCAAAAAAUUGUUACUUUUUUCAGAGCAGCUUAGUUGUGAAUCUUUCAAACUUUCUGAAACUUUUACAUUCCUUUUCCCUAAUGGGCUCUGCAGGAAUAUGUACUGCUUCAUGGCAGUCACCUAACACUAGCUGUGCCUCUAAUUAAGUAGUCUAAUCUGAAGCUGAGACACUCCUACACCAUUUGAUUAUGUUAACAGAAAUUCAGCAUUCCUAGCCAAAAAAAACCAAAAGACACGUUGAAUUUGAUCCCUUUUAAAUACAUUAAUUGCUGUUGUUGAUUUUUUUGCAUUAUAUUUGAUACCCUCUGUUUGGGUCAUAUCAUAAGCCCAAUCAGGUUUAUUCUUUGUUUCUCUUAGAAUGCACUGGAAUGAAGUCCUCAGCAUGCUUUUGUGUGCAUGUGUGUGUUUUAGUAUGCAGCUUCAGUUAUUUCCUCAGGAUGAUGUUGUUAUAUUUGACAUAUUCCUGUGAACUAGUAGUUUCAGAGUGAUACUUUCACUGUCAAAGUAGAAAAUAAUUAUUUCCAAUAGAAAUACAUUGUGUUUCUGUAGAGGCAUCUGGAAGAUAAGGGAAUUCAUUUGUAAGUAUAAGUUUAGUAAUAGGCCUCCAUUCUCCAGUGUAUAUCAAGAUAGGCUGUAGGAGUGCUGCUUAUGGAUAGACUAUCUUCUUUUGCCUUAUGAUACAAGUAUGUAUGCAUAAAUACCUUGUUUUGAAAUUUGAGUUAAACAUUUUUCUCUGUAGUGUUCUGAAUUACUGUUGUUACUGGAUUAUAUUUUUGAAAUGUGUGUUACAAUAUAUAUAAUCAAAUACUUAAAUUGGCAUGAAAUAAAUCAUUUCUGCAAUACA
This is a messenger RNA of Zonotrichia leucophrys gambelii, 8153 nucleotides long. RefSeq names its product LMBR1 domain containing 2 (gene LMBRD2). The transcript has 18 exons. The record is from RefSeq and is a predicted model, not a curated record. Lineage: Eukaryota; Metazoa; Chordata; Aves; Passeriformes; Passerellidae. Bases 205 to 2271 code for a protein of 688 amino acids. Gene Ontology annotation, biological process: adrenergic receptor signaling pathway. Gene Ontology annotation, cellular component: membrane.